CAGGAAUACGACGGAUUUUCUCCUCAGUGCUGGCCAGGCCCGUCAGGUUGUGCGCGCAUAGCGGAACCUUUUAGGGCAAGGUCGUCGCUUACGAGAAAUAAUAAAUUUAACUCUACUCGUCAGUCUUAUCUUCAACAGCCACCUGCUUCAGCAUCGGCACAGCAGAUUCAGAUAGACAUAGAGGGAGCUCAACAAGCACAAGACGUUGGCGAAAAGGGUAAACGAGGACCACGCCACGGCGAGCUCCC
Amoebophrya sp. A25 is the source of this 248-nucleotide messenger RNA. The record is from the annotation of a GenBank genome assembly. NCBI's taxonomy places the organism in Eukaryota, Dinophyceae, Syndiniales, Amoebophryaceae.